Messenger RNA from Mercenaria mercenaria, 1760 nucleotides. RefSeq lists its product as uncharacterized. The transcript is spliced from 4 exons. Gene Ontology annotation, molecular function: enzyme activator activity; lipid carrier activity. Gene Ontology annotation, biological process: lipid transport; ganglioside catabolic process. The record is from RefSeq and is a predicted model, not a curated record. NCBI's taxonomy places the organism in Eukaryota, Metazoa, Mollusca, Bivalvia, Venerida, Veneridae. Gene Ontology annotation, cellular component: cytoplasmic side of plasma membrane. The coding region runs from base 403 to 1062 and encodes 219 amino acids.
GAAAUAUCGCAGAAAGUAAUUUUCAUUGAAAAACACUUUGUAACUCUUUGUCUUCUUAGAUAGAUCUAGGAAUGGUAAGUUCACACCUGUGUACAUUACCCAGUUCCAGUACCAAAGGAAAAAAAAGAUAGAAGGACAUUUUUAGAUUUACCUUAUAAACGUUGCUUGAAUCAUCGUUUGAAAACACUGUUAUUCUUUAUAAAUUCAACAAAAUAUAUCUUGUGUAAAGAAUUCUUUCAUCAUAUUGACAUGUGAAUUAAUAGUAUAUAUUUUGAUAAGGCGCAUGAACCUUCUGUCUUGUUUGUGGAAUGAAUAUUUAUCGGUAAACAUAGUUCUUAUCUUACAUGUUCCCUAAAAAGUCUUCGCCUUCUUAUCGUUAAACAUUUUAAAAUUACCAUCAAAAUGUUUAAGGUAUUUGUAAUUGUUUCUACAUUUUGCACUACAACGUGGGCACUUCAUUUUGAAAAUUGCGGGACUAGUCCUUUCAGCACGGCAUACAUUUGGCUCAACUUUGACAUGUACCCGUUGCCAAUCAUAUUUCCGGAUGAACUGCACAUGCGCGUGAAUAUAAGAAUCCUGAGAAACUUAACCAGUCCAGUCAUUGACACUGAGCUAACCAAGGUGGAUUCUUUAACCGGCAAUAUGACACAAGUUCCCUGCAUUCAAGGCACUUACAUCGGAACUUGUCGGAAUAUUGACCUGUGUACGAUGAACAAUAACAUUGUCAGCACGGACCCACCCAGCUUCCAGGAACAAAUAGACGCAAUCGUCACCACACUGUUGGGCGGACAUAAAGGGUGCCCUAUACUAGCUACGCGAAGCACGGAUAAAGAUGUUACCAUUAAAUUGCACCCACUGUCCAGCUCUCUCCACAAAAUAUUACACGGUGACUACAUGCUGAAACUCAUUGUCAAGGAAAAUCCAGCAUCUAAAGAUAAUAUUGGCUGUAUAAGGUUCAAUUUCUCUGUCGCCAGCGGCCCGCCUACUCCUCCUCCUACAGUCACGCCUUCACCAACAACAACUGUAGGCGCACCACUUGAUCCUGAUCAUAUUGUUGGUUAGAUAAAUAUAGGAUUUCCUGGUGAGUUUCAAUAAAAUAAGCUGUAUACGUUGUUGUUGUUUUAUACUGUGGCUAUUUUUGCUACUAGUAGAACAUCAAAAAGUAUAGAGACGGCCGACGCUUAAUACACACACUCACGGACGGACUGAAAGAAGAUAUGAGAUUUUCUUCUUUUUGUGUGGUAAUUUUCAAGUUAAUUUUUUAUAAAUAGAUAUAGAUUUUUGUAUUCAGGCAAACUAAAUUCAAGAAAUGUGUUGUCAUUCCACAGUAAGUUUUAUAAAAGAAGCUUUUUCGGUUUCUUAUCCCGUUUUCUUCCUGUUUAAAUCCACACCAUGUUUUUCAAUGGUCAAUACCUGAAUGUAUUUCCUAAACUCUGAACGAUUAAUACCUGUUAUCAUUUCUUCUGAAAAAAAUUGAGUGAUAUCAGACCGAAUCAUAGCAAAUUGUACUGGUCAAUAAUUUUGCAAAUUUUCAUAAGGUUACGAUCUUUUAGACUAUUUGGAGUAGAAUGGAUUCCGAGAUAAUUUCUGGAGAAAGUAUUAGUUAGAUAUUUCAUGUAUAUUAACUGCAAAAUCUCUACUUGAAAAAAAGGAAAUGUAUUUAAGUGACUUUACUGUCAGCGUAGAUUCAAAAUUUUAUCUUUGAAUAUUUAGAAAAAAGAAAAGAUCCACGAAUAAAACAAUGUUCUGUAUGAAAAUAA